AUGACAACCCCGAAACUCACGGUAUUUUGGUUGAUCGCGUUCUUGCUAUCGGUGCUUCUGUGUACAAGUUCAAUCUCAAGUACCUGGUCCAACUGGCGAAUGAAUCCCGUAGUUGUGACUUACAACAACAACCCGAUACCAGUCGGAAGAAUCCCUUUCACAUCUUUAACCAUUUGCCCGAUGACUAAGACAUCGGCUAAAAAGUUCAAUUUCACCGAUAUGUAUCGUAAAAUGGAUGGCAAUCGUUCCAGAAAUCUAACAGAAAAAGAAUUAAAGUACAUGCAAAUUGUGGGUCAAGUGUGCGAUGAUCGAAUCAUGCCUGAUAUGUUUGAUUUCUUUUCGAGUAGUAAAAGCAAUUAUUCGGACGACUCAAUUAUGUCUGUGUUCAAUGAAUUGGCACCCGCCUUCGACGAAACGUUUGUAUUUUGUAAAUUGUUCCACAAAUGGUUGAAAUGUCAUGACAUUUUUCAUCCGAUAAUUAGUAGCGAAGAAGGACUUUGUUAUGUGUUCAAUGGAUCUAAUAUAAAGGACAUUGUCACCAAUGGAACAAUAUUCGACAGUUUGGGUAAGAAUCAACCUCCAUCAGAUUGGUUACUCGAGAGAGGAUAUAAAGAGGGUAAUUUAAUACGAGAUCCGUAUCCGCAUCGAGUUUUUGGUACCGGUAAACAAGCCAGUUUACGUGUAUUACUGCGGAUAUUCAAUGAUGACAUUGAUCCUUUGUGCAACGGCGGAAUUCAUGGAUUUAAAGUUGCCUUUCAUCCACCAAAUGAAGCGCCACAAAUAACAAAGAAGUACUUCCAUGUGUCACCGGGCAAGUUGACGUUCUUCACAAUAAGUCCACGGUUCAUACUAGGUUUACCAAAUGCCCGAAAAUACAUGCCUGAUGUUCGGCAGUGCUAUUUUGCCAAUGAACGGAAAUUGAGAUUUUUUAAGGAAUAUACUCAACACAAUUGUGAAUUGGAAUGUAUAUCUAAUUUUACAAAGCGUGAAUGCGGAUGCGUUAAAUUUUCUUACCCGAGAUCCAUAGACACCAAAAUAUGCGGCGCUGCAAAGUUUGUUUGUAGUUCUCAGGCUGAUAGCAAUGUAUAUCGAUCGGGAGCGUUCGAUAAGUGCAAGUGUUUGCCUGGUUGUACGUCGAUUUCAUAUGAUGCAGAAACGACUCAAGUCGAUUACGAUCUGGUCAGUUUUUAUUCGCGCUCUAGAUCACAACCGGAAUUCAAACUGGAAAACUCCACAUUUAGUAGUUUGGUAGUAUCGUUCAAAGAAGAAGCUUUCAUUCCAUCAAAACGGUCUGAAUAUCAUAGUGCUACGGAAUUUUUGGCAAGUACCGGUGGACUGUUUGCACUCUACUGUGGCGCAUCGCUUUUGAGCUUGUUUAAACUUUUGUAUUAUUUUACAUUGCGAGUUUUCUUCACAAAACGUGAACAGCGAUUCAAUCGUACUGUGUUGCCAACUAUUAAAUGUCAGCACCAAGUCAUGAUGACCAAUCAAGAAGUACCUAAUCGUAAUCAAAUCUACAAUUUAUUACCAUAA
Molecule: messenger RNA, 1533 nt
Organism: Contarinia nasturtii (swede midge)
Lineage: Eukaryota; Metazoa; Arthropoda; Insecta; Diptera; Cecidomyiidae
Product: pickpocket protein 28-like
Exons: 7
Coding region: 1-1533 (510 amino acids)
Biological process (GO): sodium ion transmembrane transport
Cellular component (GO): membrane
Molecular function (GO): ligand-gated sodium channel activity
Source: RefSeq, a predicted model, not a curated record